AUGAGGAAGAGUGAGGGGAGACAAUGCUACAUUUCUGUAUCUUUGUUGUCUCCACUCAUAACAUUCACCAGUUUCCCUAACUCAAAUAUUAAUCCAGAUUACAUCAUAUACACCAGUCAAACUCUCCCAGACACUGGUCAAACUCUCCCAGACACCGGUCAAACUCUCCCAGACACCGGUCAAACUCUCCCAGACACAAGUCAAACUCUCCCAGACACAAGUCAAACUCUCCCAGACACAGGUCAAACUCUCCCAGACACAGGUCAAACUCUCCCAGACACCGGUCAAACUCUCCCAGACACCGGUCAAACUCUCCCAGACACAGGUCAAACUCUCCCAGAUACCGGUCAAACUCUCCCAGACACAAGUCAAACUCUCCCAGACACCGGUCAAACUCUCCCAGACACCGGUCAAACUCUCCCAGACACAGGUCAAACUCUCCCAGACACCGGUCAAACUCUCCCAGACACCGGUCAAACUCUCCCAGACACCGGUCAAACUCUCCCAGACACCAGUCAAACUCUCCCAGAUACCAGUCAAACUCUCCCAGACACAAGCCAAACUCGCCCAGACACCUCUCAAACUCUCUCAGACACCGGUCAAACUCUCUCAGACACCUCUCAAACUGUCCCAGACACCAGUCAAACUCUCCCAGACACCAGUCAAACUCUCCCAGACACCAGUCAAACUCUCCCAGACACCAGUCAAACUCUCCCAGACACCAGUCAAACUCUCCCAGACACCAGCCAAACUCUCUCAGACACCUCUCAAACUGUCCCAGAUACCAGUCAAACUCUCCCAGACACCAAUCAAACUCUCCCAGAUACCGGUCAAACUCUGCCAGAUACCGGUCAAACUCUUCCAGAUACCGGUCAAAUUCUCCCAGAUACCAUUGAAACUCUCAGAUACCAGCGAAACUCUUCCAGACUCCAGUAA
Candidula unifasciata is the source of this 936-nucleotide messenger RNA. The record is from the annotation of a GenBank genome assembly. Lineage: Eukaryota; Metazoa; Mollusca; Gastropoda; Stylommatophora; Geomitridae.